AUGACACAGAUCACGUCUGCUCACAGCUUAUUGGACAGAACCAUUUAUAGACCAAACCUGAGUGCUAAGGAGUUGGGAAAUGUGGAUGAUCAGAUAAAUAUUUGGUUAGCUUACCUUUUACGUCUGACCAGCAAGGAUGUUCCACCUAGUCGUUCUAAGAAAAAGAAGCCCAGAACAAAAACCACACUUGCUAGUGCUUCUUUGGAAGGCCUUGUUCAAACUGCUGUUCAUAGGCCUUCUGAGGGCAGUGAGCUAUCAACUAAAGAAUCCACAGAGCAUCUAGAAGCUCCCGUUCCAAGGAGAAACAAGAAGACAAGGCUACCCCUCGACUUGGAGACUUCUUUCACCCAUAAGAAGAUGUCUAGUCCAUCUCUAUUACGAAAUGAAAAUGGUGUUGAUGUGGAGCCAAGUGAGGAGGCAGUUAUUCAAAAGCCUCGAAGGAAGACAAAGAAAACCCAGCCAGCAGAAUUACAGUUUGUCAAUGAGCUGGGAGUAGAAGAUGAAGACAUAAUUACUGAUGAGCAGAGUACUCCAGAGCAACAGUCUAUAUUCACUGCACCUACUGGCAUUAGCCAACCCGUAGGCAAAGUGUUUGUGGAAAAAAGCCGGCGAUUCCAGGCUGCUGACCGUUCAGAGUUGAUAAAGACCACAGAAAAUACAGAUGUGUCAAUGGACAUGAAAGCUUCUUGGACAACCCGAGAUGUUGCACUUUCAGUGCACAGAGCUUUCAGGAUGGUUGGUCUCUUUUCUCAUGGCUUCUUGGCUGGCUGUGCUGUGUGGAAUAUUGUUGUGAUAUAUGUUCUAGCAGGAGAUCAGCUUUCUAACCUCUCCAACCUUCUGCAACAAUACAAGACCUUAGCGUAUCCAUUCCAGAGUCUUCUCUACUUGCUUUUGGCUCUAAGUACAGUUUCAGCUUUUGACAGGAUUGACUUUGCUAAAACAUCAGUGGCAAUCAGAAAUUUUCUUGCUCUGGAUCCCACAGCUUUAGCAUCUUUCUUGUACUUUGCUGCUCUUACGCUAUCCCUGAGUCAGCAAAUGACAAGUGACAGGAUUCACCUUUACACACCUUCUUCUGUUAAUGGCAGCCUCUGGGCAGCAGGAAUUGAGGAACAGAUUCUCCAGCCAUGGAUUGUGGUGAAUCUGGUGGUGACCCUUCUGGUUGGAUUGUCUUGGCUUUUUUUAUCUUAUAGGCCAAGCAUGGAUCUUAGUGAAGAGUUAAUGUUCUCAUCUGAUGUGGAAGAAUAUCCUGAAAAAGAUAAAGGAAUCAAAGUCUCUUCAUAAUACUACUCACCUUCAGAGUAAUGAUGACCCAGUCAGUAGUUAGAACUUUUCCCAUUAUUGUUUUUAAAUGUAUUUUUAUAAGGUAUGUACAGGUGUGUUUGGAAUUGAUUUUUUUUAUCAUACAAUACUGAAAAUUUUCUGAAGAUUAUGGAAAAUGGGGAAUCUGUAUCUGCAAUUUAAAACCAAACUUUAAUCUCUAUAUAGCAUUAUCAUCUUAAUGACAAAGGAGAUAAAGAGCUAGAAACCGGCAGGUGAAAGUGUUUAUUUCCUGUUCUCUCAAAUUAGUUGAAUUUAUAAUCACUACCUUAAAAACACUAAUAUUGAAAUAGCCAUUACUUUAGUGUUAUAAAAUACAUAUCAAGUUUUAACAUAAAUUAAGAUAAUAGGGAAGGAGAGAUAAAGCCAUUAUUUUUUGAUACCUCCUUACUGAAUAAAUUAAAAUAUGCAAUUUGUCUUUUUUUUAAAACAGACUUAGUGGUUGUAUAUCAGGUAAUAAGUAUAAUAUGUAAUUUAGAUUGAAAGAUGCUUAUUUUAUGUUUAAUAA
Molecule: messenger RNA, 1825 nt
Organism: Talpa occidentalis (Iberian mole)
Lineage: Eukaryota; Metazoa; Chordata; Mammalia; Eulipotyphla; Talpidae
Gene: TMEM237
Product: transmembrane protein 237
Exons: 11
Coding region: 1-1281 (426 amino acids)
Biological process (GO): cilium assembly
Cellular component (GO): ciliary transition zone
Source: RefSeq, a predicted model, not a curated record